Molecule: messenger RNA, 1113 nt
Organism: Trichobilharzia regenti
Lineage: Eukaryota; Metazoa; Platyhelminthes; Trematoda; Strigeidida; Schistosomatidae
Source: the annotation of a GenBank genome assembly
AUGAACAACUUUGAGGAGUAUAAAGCAAAGUCGCGGGAGUCAUUAGAAACGGGAGACUUCUCGUGGCUUAAAUACCUUCCUCGUGAUCCUAGAUUCCCAAAUACGAACCAGACACCUACUUGUAGACAAAACUACGUGGACUUUCACCGAUGUAAAAAGGUGUAUGGGGAAGACUACAAGCCUUGCAACUAUUUUCUACACGCAGCUAAAUUAGCAUGUCCGUCAACAUGGAAAAAUGGGACAGAGAAGUCGAAAACAACAUGCUGCCAUAUAAAAUCUAAUUUAACCUUAUUAUUUACCUUGUUUUACCUAAACGUCUCUGUAAAGAAACAGAUAUUUCAGGAAGUCUGUUCUCUUAACGUCGAAAAGUAUUGUUGGAAUUGCUUAGCUAAUAUAGUUUUAAAAAAUAAUGAUGGUCUAUUUAAUUUGUAAAACAAGAAAAGUUCCUCGAGAUUAUAGGAUGUAGGUACAUUUGCGGUCGGAGUCUGUGUGUCUAUCGCUGAAGAUUUCAGCACGGUUCGUCCAACGGUUGUCACGUUUGUGCAGAUUGAUGAUAGAACGUGUUAUUGCAUUAUAGUUGCAUAGAAUUUCUAUGUUUGCCUGUGCAGUAAGGUGUCAUUGACUGUAUGAAGCACGUAAAAUAGUAUUUUCAAAGCUGUUGUUUUGUCGACGUAGGUACAGUUUGGUUUAUGACAAGUAUGAUCCAGUAUUAAUUCUCCGGAUAAUGUUAUCUUUCAUUCUUUGGAAAUAAUGUGGUUACGAUUUGUCUUGUUUAUAAAGGUUAUUUGUUAUGUAUAUCUAAGGUUUGUGAGAUAUUUACACAAGUAAUUAUACUUGGUGAAUGUGGGUGUCCUCAAAACCAAGUGUGAUCAUUUUAGUCCAGUUAUCAUCAUCUUAAGUGAUUCAAAGUUUCAUUUAAGCAUAGUGUUCGCAUUUUUAGGAGAAUAUAGGGAAGAACUGUUAUUCUCGUAAUGUAUUUUGCUCUAUCUCACUCAUCCGUAUGAGAAUCUGAGGAGAGGUUUGGAAUGGUAGCCAACACUCAUUCGGUUUUACUAUCAACUGACGGAAGUUUACCUUCAACGUUUCAGAAAUUAGUCAACGGAAAGCCUCAAU